This is a messenger RNA of Colletotrichum tamarilloi, 1401 nucleotides long. RefSeq names its product DszA family Xenobiotic compound monooxygenase. The record is from RefSeq and is a predicted model, not a curated record. Lineage: Eukaryota; Fungi; Ascomycota; Sordariomycetes; Glomerellales; Glomerellaceae. The coding region runs from base 1 to 1401 and encodes 466 amino acids. Gene Ontology annotation, molecular function: oxidoreductase activity, acting on paired donors, with incorporation or reduction of molecular oxygen; monooxygenase activity. The transcript has 5 exons.
AUGGAACCUUCUGCCAGGCGGCAGAUUAUACUCAAUGCAUUUGACAUGUUCACUCCGAGCCAUCUCUGCUUCGGUCAGUGGCGCAGGGGUGAAGAUGAAGUCGCCGACAAAUUUAGAGAUCUCAGUUACUGGACCAAUCUCGCGCAGACACUUGAGCGGGGAGACAUUCACGCUUUGAUUCUGGCUGAUACCUAUGGUCAACACGAUAUCUACAAUGGAAGCGCUGAACCAACGAUACGGACAAGUUGUCAGUUCCCGAUGGGCGACCCCGUUAUCCCGGUGACGGCGAUGGCAACUGUAACGAAGAAACUUGGGUUCAUUGUAACAACCAGUACGAGUUACGAGGCACCAUUCGUCGUCGCAAAGAGGUUCUCGACACUCGACCAUCUUACCAAAGGGCGGUUUGGCUGGAACAUCGUCACUUCUUUUAAGGAAUCUGCUGCCAAGGCCGUCGGGGUCUCAUAUGUCGAACAUGAUGAGAGAUAUGCCGCUGCUGAUGAAUACUUGGAGUUGCUCUACAAAAUAUGGGAAGGCUCGUGGGCAGACGAUGCUCUCAAGAAAGAUGCAACGAACAACAUCUACGCCGAUCCCAGUCGUAUCCGUUGGAUCAAGCAUCAUACGGCAAGGUUCAAUGUGGAUGCUCCUCACAUCCUGCAUCCUUCACCUCAAAGAACUCCAUUUCUGCUUCAAGCAGGGACAUCAUCCGCUGGCAUAGCUUUCGCUGCCAAACACGCAGAGGGUAUCAUGAUAUCGGGGCUUUCACCUCACAUCUUGGCGCCUCGCGUAGCAGCCAUUCGUCAGCAAGCAGCGGAAGCUGGCCGUGACCCUGGUAGUGUCAAGAUUUUCGCCGUCAUUACACCAGUCAUUGCGAGAACAGACGAAGAAGCCACUGCAAAAUACCGCAAAGCCUUGGAAUUUGCGAACUUCGAAGCUGGUCUUGCAUUCUUUUCAGGUAAUGCUGGAAUAGACCUCGCCAAAGACGAUUUAGACGCAGAAAUAAGACCAGAUGAUGCUACCAUUGAUGGGCGGGUACACUCCAUGGUCAGCAGUCUGAAAUACCGUAGCGAUGACAUUCCAGUUUGGACGCCUCGAAAUAUCGGAAAAGUCAUGGCCAUCGGCGGGAACGGGCCUGUGCCAGUUGGAUCGGCAGCUCGUGUUGCAGAUUUCCUUGAGGAGUGGGUGAGGAUUGCAGAUUUAGAUGGGUUUAACGUUGGAUAUGUCACAACCCCUGAGAGUUUCGAAGAUGUGGUAGAUUUGCUAGUGCCUGAGCUUCGCGGAAGAGGGCUAUACGGGUACGACGGACUAUCGGGAGAUGGAGUCACUCUGCGUGAGAGGAUGUAUGGUGUUGGCCAGAAACAUCUCCGCCACGACCACAUUGGAGGUCAAUACAAGUACAAGUAG